AUGAUGUCGCCCGCGGGCAGCAAGGUUGACUCGAUACUUGCUUGCUUUCUGGCCCCGAGGGGCCCCUGGCUUUUGUGGUUUUGUCAUUUUGACGACGACAACUACGUGAACGUGCCGAAAUUGGUGAAACUUCUGGGACGUUACGAUCCCCAAGAAAACGUUUACUUGGGUAAACCCUCUAUCCCUGCCCCGUUGGAGAUCCCCGGGAAGGAUCCUUCCUCGAAAAAGAUCUCCUUCUGGUUUGCAACCGGGGGCGCUGGUUUCUGCAUCAGUCGAUCGCUGGCCCUGAAGAUGAUGCCGAUCGCCAGCGGUGGAAAAUUCAUCAGCAUCGGAGAUAGAAUCCGUCUCCCCGACGACGUUACCAUGGGCUACAUCAUCGAGCAUUUGUUGGGACAAGACUUGACUGUGAUCAAGGGCUUCCAUUCCCAUCUCGAGCCGAUGAAGUCCAUCUCCGCCGAGGAGCUUCCUGAGCAGAUAACGUUCAGUUAUUCGAAGUACUGGUUCGAGAUGAACGUCUUGCCUCUGGAUGGAUUCGACUUGGAGUCCGACCCUACAAGGGUGACCGCUAAAACCACUGGACGGCUAGGGUUCUUUUGGGUCUACAAAAUGCGCUUACCGAACUAG
This is a messenger RNA of Notodromas monacha, 624 nucleotides long. NCBI's taxonomy places the organism in Eukaryota, Metazoa, Arthropoda, Ostracoda, Podocopida, Cyprididae. The record is from the annotation of a GenBank genome assembly.